AUGCAGUGCUACACAGAGCUCACGCCGCCGACGGCCGUCACGCACUCGCUCGCCCUCCCUCUGACCUCGCCGCGUGCCAACAAUCUGAUCGUGGCCAAGUCGUCGCUGCUGCAGGUCUUCACCACCAAGGUCGUGUCAGCCGAGCUAGACGCGCCGCCCGACGCGUCGUCCACAUCGCAGGCUCCCUACGCCUCGGCAACCAACUUUGACAGCCGCAUCGCCAACGACGACAACGGGCUGGGACUCGAGACGUCCUUUCUUGGCGGGGACUCGAUCCUGCUUCGCGCUGACCGUGGAAGCAUCUCGAAGCUAGUCCUCGUGGCCGAGUUUCCGCUCGCCGGCACGGUCACUGGCCUGGCCCGCAUCAAGAUCCCCGGCACCAAGUCGGGCGGCGAGGCCGUCUUGGUCGCCCUCAAGGACGCGAGGCUGAGCCUGCUCGAGUGGGACCCAGACCAAAACGACCUCACGACCAUCUCGAUCCACUACUACGAGCAGGAGGAGCUGCAGGGCGCGCCGUGGGCCGCCCCGCUGAGCGACUAUGCCAACUUCCUCGUGGCCGACCCGGGCAGCCGCUGUGCAGCUCUCAAGUUCGGCGCCCGCAACCUGGCCAUCCUGCCCUUUCGCCAGGCCGACGAAGAGGAUGUCGACAUGGACGACUGGGACGAGGAGCUGGAUGGACCGCGGCCUGCAAAAGAUCCCUCCUCGGCGGCUGUUGUCAGCGGCCCUGGCGACGGCAUUGAAGACACCCCAUUUGCUCCCUCCUUCGUCCUGCGGCUCUCCAACCUCGACACCACCCUCCUCCACCCGGUCCAUCUGGCCUUUCUGCACGAGUAUCGCGAGCCGACGUUUGGCAUUCUCUCGUCCUCGGUGUCCACGUCUGCCGUCAUCGGCCGCCGCGACAAGCUCUCGUACCUGGUCUUCACGCUGGACCUACAGCAGAAGGCAUCUACUACCAUCCUCUCCGUCGCCAACCUGCCGCAGGACCUGUUCCGCGUUGUCCCCAUUCCGUCACCGAUCGGAGGCGCCAUUCUUGUCGGCGCCAACGAGCUGAUUCACAUCGACCAGUCUGGUAGAGCCAAUGGCGUGGCUGUGAAUCCCUUCACCAAGCAGAGCACGUCGUUUGGCCUGGCCGACCAGUCCGAUCUGGCCCUCCGUCUGGAAGGCUGCACGGUUGACGUGCUGUCUGCCGAGGCGGGCGAGCUGCUGAUUGUGCUGCACGACGGGCAGCUGGCCGUCCUGACCAUCCGCGUGGACGGCCGUACGGUGUCCGGCCUGAGCGUGAAGAUGGUCCGCAGGGAAGCCGGGGGUGAUGUGAUCCAAUCUGGCAUUACUUGCCUCAGCCGCAUCGGUCGCCAAAUGCUCUUUGCCGGAAGCGACCAGGCCGACUCUGUGGUGCUGGGCUGGUCGCGAAAGCAGGGCCAGACAGCGCGGCGCAAGCCUCGUGCCAACAGGGCCGGCCUCGAUCUCGGAGCGGACGAAGAAUACUUUGACGACGAGCGGGAAGAGGGCGAGGAGCUGGACGACGACGAAGACGAUGAUGAUCUUUACGGAGACGGUCCAUCGGCCGCACAGACGCUCGGGAUCGACAAUACGACCGGACGGGGUGGCGACGACCUGAGCUUCCGGAUCCACGACCGGCUGCUGAGCAUCGCACCCAUCCGCGACAUGGUCAUCGGCAAGCCAGCACUGGUUGGGGAACUUGCCAAGCGGAGCGAUCAGGCCACGAUUCACAGCGAGCUCAACCUGGUAUGUGCUGUUGGAAGCGGACGGGCCGGGGCGCUGGCGCUGCUGAGCCGCGAGAUCAACCCCGAUCCUCUCGGGGCGUUUGAGUUUGCCGAGGCGCAGGCUCUCUGGACGGUGUCAUCCUCAAAGCCGAUUCCCAGGACGAUACAGGGCGAGAAGGGUGGUGCGACAGUGGGCGAGGACUACGAGUCGCCGGCUAUGCACGACAAGUACAUGAUCGUAGCCAAGGAAGACGACGACGGAUUUGAGACGUCAGAUGUGUAUGCAGUGACUGCUUCGGGCUUCGAGACGCUCAAGGGCACUGAGUUUGAGCCUGCUGCAGGCUUCACGGUCCAAGCCGGAACGAUGGGGCGGAACAGGCGGAUCAUCCAGGUGCUCAAGUCCGAGGUGCGCUGCUAUGACGGCGACCUCGGGCUGUCGCAAAUCCUGCCAAUGGUCGACGAGGACACCGGGGCAGAGCCGCGGGUGUUGUUUGCCAGCAUUGCCGAUCCGUAUCUGCUGCUGAUCCGAGAUGACGCAAGCGUGCUGGUGGCCGAGAUGAACAAGGACUUUGAGCUGGAGGAGCUCGAGAGGGACGACGGAAGCCUUGCGUCGACCAAGUGGGUGGCCGGCUGUCUCUACCACGACACCGCCUCGGUCUUCUCGAAGACGAGCAUCCUGGCCUUCCUGCUCAGUGCCUCAGGGACGUUUUACAUCUACGCUCUUCCCGACCUCAAGCAGCCCGUGUAUGUGGCCGAGGGACUCAACUACGUCCCUCGGCUGUUUCUGCCAGACCACACAGUGAGACGGGGGAUGGCUAAGGAGCCGUUGACAGAAAUCCUGGUUGCCGAUCUCGGAGACGCAGUGUCGAAAGCGCCGUACCUCAUUGUCCGCCAUGCCAACGACGACCUGACAAUCUACCAGCCGCUCCGAACGCCGUCUUCAUUGGGCAGUCUGUCGGAGAGCCUCCGGUUCCUGAAGGUGCCGAACCCAGUAUUUGCAAAGAGUCCAGUCUCUAUCUCGUCGGACGACGCGUCGUCGCAGCUUCGAGCGAUGCCGUUGCGUGUCUGCGAGAAUAUUGGCGGCUAUAGCACAGUGUUCUUGCCGGGUUCGUCGGCCAGCUUCGUGCUGAAGUCGGCCAAGUCGCAGCCGCGGGUGGUCAGCCUGCAGGGCACAGCGGUCCGGAGCCUGAGCCCCUUCCACACAGAGAGCAGCGAGCGCAGCUUCAUCUACGUGGACGUUGAGGGGUCGGGACGGGUGUGCAGCAUGCCAGCAGGCUGGAACCUGACGGAGCUGGGCGUGUGCGCGCGCAAGGUGGCGCUGGACACGGACGCCAACGCGUUAGCAUACCACCCACCGACGGGAACGUAUGCCGUCGGGACCAGCGCGCUGGAGGCGUUUGAGCUGCCCAAAGACGACCCGCACCGGGCAGACUGGAACAAGGAGAGCACGGCGUUCCGGCCUCUGGCCGAGCGGGGACGGCUGCUGCUGAUGAGUCCGGGCAGCUGGAGCACGAUCGACACGGUGGAGAUGGAGCCGUACGAGGUGGUCAUGUGCGUGAAGACGCUGAACCUGGAGGUGUCGGAGGCGACGAACGAGCGAAAGCAGCUGGUGGCAGUGGGCACGGCCAUCUCGCGCGGCGAAGACCUGGCAAUCCGCGGACGGGUGUACGUCUUUGACGUGGUGUCGGUGAUCCCGGAGCCGGGACGGCCGGAAACGAACCGGAAGCUGAAGCUGAUCGCCAAGGAGGACAUUCCACGCGGCGCGGUCACGGCCGUGUCUGAAAUCGGCACGCAGGGAUUGAUGCUGGUGGCCCAGGGCCAGAAAUGUCUCGUGCGUGGCCUCAAGGAGGACGGCACACUGCUGCCGGUGGCCUUUAUGGACAUGAACUGUUACGUGACCAGUGCCAAGGAGCUGCCCGGCACCGGCCUGUGUGUCAUGUCAGACGCCUUCAAGGGCGUCUGGUUCACCGGGUACACCGAGGAGCCCUACAAGAUGAUUCUGUUUGGCAAGAGCAACACGCGGCUGCACGCCCUCAACGUCGACUUGCUGCCUGACGGCAAGGAGCUCUUUAUCGUGGUCACCGAUGCGGACGGGAAUCUGCACGUGAUGCAAUUUGAUCCAGAGCACCCCAAAUCUCUGCAGGGACACAUCUUGCUGCACCGGGCCACCUUCUGCACCGGAGCCCACUUCUCGACCCUGUCGCUGCUCCUGCCGUCCACCUUCACGCCGGCCGACCGACCGACAGCCAACGGAGAGACGAACGGGGCCUCCAGCCAGCCGGAAGCGCAGCAGCACCAGCAGCACCAGCUCCUCCUGGGCAGCCCGACCGGUCUGCUGGCCUCACUGGUGCCGCUGUCCGAGUCGGAAUACCGGCGGCUGUCGUCGCUGGCCGGACAGUUGGCCACGUCGCUCACCCAGACGGCCGGCCUCAACCCCAAGGGCUACCGGAUGACGGCCGGAUCGGCGGCAGCAACAUUGGCGCCCGGCGUGGACGCAGCCGUGGGUCGCAGCGUGGUCGACGGAGCCCUGCUGGCCCGCUGGACCGAGUUGGGGUCGGGGCGCAAGGGCGAGAUCGCCGGACGCGUCGGGUUCGCCAGCAGCCUCGAGGUACGGACGUCGCUCGAGGGCGUGCUUGGAUGGUCGCGCAUGGCGUACUUUUAG
Molecule: messenger RNA, 4386 nt
Organism: Grosmannia clavigera kw1407
Lineage: Eukaryota; Fungi; Ascomycota; Sordariomycetes; Ophiostomatales; Ophiostomataceae
Product: cleavage and polyadenylation specificity factor subunit
Exons: 3
Coding region: 1-4386 (1461 amino acids)
Cellular component (GO): nucleus; mRNA cleavage and polyadenylation specificity factor complex
Molecular function (GO): nucleic acid binding; protein binding
Source: RefSeq, a predicted model, not a curated record